Mesorhabditis spiculigera is the source of this 1878-nucleotide messenger RNA. The record is from the annotation of a GenBank genome assembly. Lineage: Eukaryota; Metazoa; Nematoda; Chromadorea; Rhabditida; Rhabditidae.
AUGUGCUGUGGUGACAUCUACCUGCUGACGCUGGAACGCUUGUACUACUUUAACGAAAAAUCUGGAAAGGUUACUUACUUGGAGCUGCCAAUCAAAGGAUCUGCAGAAGCUGGUCCCUAUCACCGAAUGGAAGCGGUUAAUCAUAGAACGAGAAAUGAACCGUACACGGAUCUCUUGGUAGUGGUUGAUGAUAUGAUACUGCGCUACUUGGUGGACCGGUUAAACAACCAGAUAUAUAUUCUCCAUCAAUACAGCCCGUGCCUUGGCAGGAUUACCGCCUGGGACCCCUGGCAUGAGUGUGUGGCCGGGGCUAAUGGAAUCGCGCGCUUGGACAGGAAGGCCAAGCCAAAACCCGAAUUGAUUGACCGUCAUCUUGAGCUGCCGGUGCCCGAGCUCCUCCCAAAAUUAAGUCAUUAUUUCUUGAUGGAGAGCACUACGAACACAUACAAGUUCCAUGAGAUCGAGACGUUCAUCGAGGGCCGUUAUAGGUUGCCGCGCGGCCCACGAAUUCCAUUAGCCAGCGACAAAGGGCGAAAACGAAAAAUUGUCGACUUUAUCGCGCCAAACGAUCGCGAGAUUCUGGUCCUGCUUGAAUGUGGCUAUGUGGUUUACUACAGAUGGGGACUCGUGUCGCCUCAUUACCCACAUGAAAAUGGAGCGCUACAGACUCGUUGGCGAAGUAUCCCGGGCAUGGUUCAAGCGCGCGCAUUCCGGUGGUCGCCCAACGCUACCAUACAGGUUUUCGGGUUUUCCAAGAGAACGCGUCAUGACGGAACAAAGAUUUUGACAGCGGCAGUUUAUGACUUGGAAGAGAACUAUAACAACAUGACCUCCUGUAAACCAGACUUGCGCGGCCUUGCCGGGUUGCCGAAGUACUACUAUGAUUUGCGCGAGCCGGAUGGUGAUGGCACCUAUUCUCUGCAAAUGAAAUACCAGACGAUCAAAUACGGCUUCGCAACUCGGUUGACCCAUCUACAACCUCCGUUGAUUAACCACAAGGUUGACAAAAUUGUUACAUGGCCGGUAGAUGAACAUGGAUUUAGCUUGAUUGCGGCGAUCGGACCGGCGCUAACGUUGAUGGUGUAUCAGCCGGAGUUCGAGAAACUAACGGUCGUGAAUGAGCAUUAUCCCCGCUACCCUUGCGUUGAUGUGGCAUUUACAGGUGUCCAUGAGGCAGCCAACAAAAACAAAUUCCUUGGCGCUUGUCAUAUCAAAGGAUAUAUAAUCCUGGCCACGCAGGCCGACGUCGAAAUUUUGGAAUUUUAUUUGGGCGGACAGCCAAAUGCCCCGUCCUGCGGAUCUGCUGGUCCGCCGCAGCCACGUGAAGACGUGGAAGUCGCGAUUGUUUCCAGAAGCAUUUUCCAUAUUGAAUAUUUCCAACAAGGCAUCUUCCAUGUAUUUUACGCGGCCCAGAGCCCGACGAACGCAGGCGUUUACUUUAUUGGAAAAAUCUGCGUCAACGUGAGGCAAACGGAGCCAUACAUCCACGACGAUGAGCGCGUGCAAUGCCCAGGCUCGUUCGAACCGGGGCAACAAUUUAAGCUGCUGCUCAAACGCAACCCGGACGAAAGCGAGUCCUUCGAAUUUGUCAAAGAGGUGGCCGCGUUUGAGGCAAUUGAAGAUCGCGGAAAAUUAUAUUCGUUGCGGUGGCAGGAUACCUAUUAUACGGUAAAAACACGCAUGGUCGACGCAAUGUUGCAACGGGCGAGUACGAUCGAAGCGGAUGGUGGCCCGACCUUCUUCCUCCACAAAAAAGAUGGUGAAUUUGGUUGGCUGUUGGCCAAAAAAUCUAAUGGGAGCCCCAAUUUCUUCCCAGAUAAAUGCCUAACAGCAAGGGCCACGCAAGCCAAAUUCGAGAAAUGGGCACCGAUCUUACGG